UUGGAUUGUGUGUUCAUUGCAUUCACUCCCUGGUUCAUUUCAAGACCCUGUUUUUUAAAACCUUCCACAAACUUACACGGAGGCUAAUGGGACCAUUCAUGUGAGAAAGGGCUGCAGGAUUGGGACCCUUAUUUCACUCUGCUUUCUUUUCUUCAAUCAUCUAGCACUGGCCUCCUUUCUGUCCCUCCCAGGGUGGUGGAAGAGCAUUCUCCUCUGCAGCUCUUGCCACCUGGAACAGCUACCGUGUCAUGUCUCUCUCCACCUGAUCCACUCUCCAUCUGUUUUCACAUCUCAGCUGAGCACACAGCUUGUCUCCCUUGCUUCUGCACCUUCAUUUCUCUCUCCCUCUGCUAUUCUUUCUUAGCUGUGAAAGGCGCUAUACAGAAUGAGGUUAUAGUGUAUUACUGUAAGGUGACCAGAUAUCCCCAUUUUAUAGGGACAGACCCGAUAUUUGGGGCUUUGUCUUAUAUAGGUGCCCAUUAUCCACACCCCGCACCCGAUCCUGACUUUUCACACUUGCCUUCUGGUCACCCUAUAUUACCGGCAGGUCUGAUCUGUUUCACUGAGUGGGGGAAUUCAGAUCAGGCUCUUGGGCUAGGAAGCCAAGUCUCUCGGCGUCCCCGCAACCAACUUGGCAUCACUUUCUGAUCUGAGCAGAGGUGAACCUUACCCUGAUUUAUAAACCUGGCAGGAAACAAAAUACUUGUAAAAUUGAAAAUGUCAUUCAUCUUUUCCAUCUUCCUGGGACAGUGAGUCACCAAGGAACUAUCUGUGACUCCUACCGACCCACUGUGCAUGGGGCCUUUGUUCAGAACGAGAAAUCAAAUGAUAUUCAGCCCACUCACUAAUUCAUUGGGCUGAAACACCCUUUAGUGCUUUGUCAUAAAUCUAUGUAACUGAGGGGUCUGAACAGCUCGGGGGAUUAGUAAUCCUCUCUCGGAGACCAGCCUGAGUCCAUCCUGAGCUGGGAGUGAUUGAAAGUCAUUCCCAUCACAUGGCUGUUCGGUGACCAAAUGAGUUUGGUGAGUCUGACUCCAAUUCAGCACAUCUCCAUCACAAAAAACACAGUUAGAAUCAACACUAACUCGUCUCCUGCUUGGCACUUGUUGCAGAAAAGCCAAGGGCUAAAUGACAAAUGGAAACUGAGCUCCCCUCUCGCUCCCUCCAGGGCAGGCAUUAGGCACGCUGGAGGAAGCUUGCCCUGCCUUCUCCUUUGCUGUGCUUGCAUGAUGCAUGGAGAAAGAGAGGCCUUCAGUCUCCAGGGCUGGCGUGUUGGAAAUGUCCCUCCGGGAGCCCCCCCCUGCCAGUCUGGGGUCCUGGGGGCUCCUGCUCCUGAGCCUUCUCCUUGCCCCGCUUGCCUGCCAGGCUUGCCCAGCCCCCUGCGAGUGUUCGGAACCAGCCCGGACUGUCAAGUGUGUCCUGAAGGAGCUGAACACUGUUCCGGCUGAGAUCCCCAAGUACACCCGCAACCUCUUCAUCACCAGCAACCAGAUCGCUCUCAUCAGCAGCCAGGACUUCCAGGGGCUGCCCAACCUGGUCACCCUCUCCCUGGCCAACAACAGGAUCAGCGUUGUGGAGUCCCAGGCCUUCUCUGCCCUCCCCAGCCUGCGUUACCUGGACUUGAGCAAUAACCGCUUGGCCACCAUCCACCCCGAUGCUUUCAGCUCCAGGAACAACUCCAUCCGGGAACUGAACCUGAGCCGCUCAUUCUACAACUCCUCCGCCAUCUGGCCCGUGGCAGCUGCCAUAGUCCAGGGUGGCUUCCGCAGCCUCUCCAAGCUGGAGCUGACCAACAAUGAGAUAGUCUACCUGCCGCUGGGCAUGUUCUCCAGCCUCCACAGCCUCCGGCACCUGGACUUGAGGAACAACUCCCUGGUGGACAUCAAGAACUCCACCUUUGCUGGCCUCCACCUUGAGCACCUCGACUUGACCUUGAACGCCCUCAAGACCCUGCGGAUUGAGGCGCUGGCUGAGCUGGGGAGGCAGCUGCGCCUUCGCCUCUUCCUGAGGGACAAUCCUUUCGUGUGCAACUGCGACAUCGAGGACCUGGUGAGCUGGCUGAAUCAGAGCCAGCAGGUGGCCGAUGUGGAGAAACUGGUCUGUGUCUUCCCCCGGCACCUCCAGAACACAUCCCUGAUGGACCUGGCCGGGGCAGAGCUGGGCUGCCACUCCAGCCAGCACAGCAAGAACACUCUGCACACCUCCUACGUCUUCCUGGGCAUCGUUCUGGGCAUCAUCGGCAUGGUCUUCAUCUUCGUGCUCUACCUGAACCGCGGGGGCAUCAAGACGUGGGUGAACAGCACGCGGGAUGCCUGCCACGAUUUCAUGGAGGAGUAUCACUAUCGUUACGAGAUCGACUCCGACCCCCGCGUCACUCAGGUCGCCACCUUGGACAUAUGACCACAUUCCUCUCGGGAGCCCACGUGGGGCUCUUUGGAUGGCUUUGUGAGCUUCCAGGGGUGGCCUGGUGCUGCCCAUCUCCCGAAUCUAUUCAUCUGCUUGGUGAUGAGCUGCCACACUCCUUGUGAUGGAGUUGGAACUUAUUUCUUCUCCUGUCUGAGGGACCUUGCUGGGGGGAAGGCGCAAUCUCCCCCUGCAUGGUCUGUCUCUUGCACUGCAUUACCGGCCCUAAGGAAACCCCUCUGGCAGUGAGACUCAGCCUUGGGCAGAUCUCUUUCUGGGCAUUAUAAAGGGGACACAGGAAGGGGAUUUCUGCCUCCCUUUCACUUCAGGCUUCCAUUUGGGUAUUUUUGGGGUGGGAGGCUCUAUCCAAUGCAGGGAGUUGCUGCAGUGGGAACACAAGAACUGCCCCGCGAGACCAACCCACUGGCUGUUAGUUCGGCAUCCCCACUCUUCUACAGCAUCAGUGCAAACCUUUGAUAUAAUGCAAUAAUAAACCUUGGGGGUACAUGGGAGAUUCCUUCCUAACCCCAGCUGAUGAUCAGCCUACGCCCUGGAGCAUGUGGAUCGAGAGCCCUGGGAAUGGUUAGUUUAGCUCUGAAGCCACUGCUGCCAGUGGAGGGAAUGAGCUGUGAAAACCCAGGGCUGUGUUUCGAACGCCUGCUAGGGGGCCCCAGGCCAGCAGUGGCAGGACAGCUGGGAUUUCACAAGUAUCCUGGGAUGAAAGGGCUUGUGUGAUGGACUCUCUUCCUGCUUUCUGAGAUGCUGGCUGAAUCCUGGGGACGCCAGCAAAUCCCUCCUCGCGCAGGCGCCCCACAGGAGCUGGGCUGGGAGGGAGGGGAAGUUUUACACGGCAGGGGGGAGGGUUCUUUUAGGGGUUUUAGUACUGUACAUAUUGUAAACCAGGGGAAUGGACGGGGGGGAGGGAGGAUUUUGUUUUUCUCAAUGCACUGAGCGCACAGAAUAAGUGUCCCGGCUGCUGGCAAAUUCCUUUUACGACCUAAGGCCCAGAUUGUUAAUGCUACGGCGGCGGUGCUGCAUGCAGUCACAACGCCCAACUGACUUAGGAGCCCGAUCGCACUUUCCAAAGAGAUUUAGGCACUUAGGCUCAAGGGAUUAGGCUCCCCAGGCAGCCUGGUGUUGGGCUCUGAGUGCAGCAACAUGAUAGCGUCAUCGGGCUGGGAUCUUCCAUGCAAACCUUCCUCUGGGGUGUCAGUUCGGGAAGGGACUGACCGUUGCACUCCAAACGGGACGGCGGUUGCCUUCCCCCCAAGGUGGGAAUGUGCUCCUAUUGGUUUUGUUGCCCGAUUCUGACCAAUAAAUGAUUUCUCAAACUGUG
Messenger RNA from Dermochelys coriacea (leatherback sea turtle), 3739 nucleotides. RefSeq names its product trophoblast glycoprotein-like. The record is from RefSeq and is a predicted model, not a curated record. Lineage: Eukaryota; Metazoa; Chordata; Testudines; Dermochelyidae. Gene Ontology annotation, biological process: negative regulation of canonical Wnt signaling pathway. The transcript is spliced from 3 exons. Gene Ontology annotation, cellular component: plasma membrane. Gene Ontology annotation, molecular function: protein binding. Bases 1234 to 2400 code for a protein of 388 amino acids.